AUUGGAAGAACAGGUUUUCGUUCUUAGUCAAGUAAGAUUAGUUCAUCGCUUUACCACAAUAUCCUUGUAUAUCCGAAACACUCAAACGCCAUCAGUACAAUAGCUAAACUAGUGUAUAUCGGCCAGUGUCAGCGAGGAAUGUAAAGAAUGACUUAAAGGUGUAAAAAGUGCGAAAAAACAGACCCGCGCGUUUCUUGUGACCACCAGUUUUUUCUAAUUUCGCAUUUUUUUAAAAUUUCCAACAAAAAUGCCUUGUUCCGCGGUUACUCUCAGCCUGGCCACAAUUACAUCCAUCAUUGCGACUGCACUUCUGGCGAUUGCAUUUUCCACAGACAAUUGGCUUUAUAUAGAAGUCAAGAGGAGUAAUAUUUUGAACACAUUAGGAAAACAUUCAGAUGCUCAGAGUCAAGCGUUAUUAGAGAGCGUAAAUUCCAAGUACUAUUAUUAUACCAGAACAAAAGGACUCUUCAGGAUAUGCUACCCUAAAGAGCGACCACCGACAGUGAAAACGUACCUGAGUCCUGUAGAGACUUACUGCAAUAACAUAAAUUAUUAUAUUCCUGAUGAGCAAAAUGAAACCAGAGAUUUCACAGAUGAUGCGUGGACCAGACUACAUAUGGGUCGAUCCAUGAUUGCCCUCUUUAUAGUUGCAUUUGUCUCAAUUUUUGCUGCAUUCUGCACAGGAGUCACAGGAUGCUGGAGAAGAUCACCAGGAAACAUCACAGCUACAGCUAUUUUGAUGCUAUUAGCAUGCCUUCUGAGUGCUGGAGGAAUGGGUCUUUGGCAUGGUGUGGAAUAUUUUGAGAAAGAGAAGGUUGUAGGAGAAGAGUUUUAUCAACAAUGGAGUAACGUCCUUCGGGAUAACGCCAGAGUCAACUACGAUUGGAGCUACAUGCUUGCAUGGGUUGGAGUCGGGUGGUCUCUGGUGGCCGCCAUCUUGUUUUCGGGCGCCGCCAUGUGCCUUAGAGGCGAGCGUGAAAGGGAGGAGGCCAUCAACAUGCAGUAUCUAAUGCCUGUUUAUCCUCAGAAACAGCAAUAUGCAUACGCAGGAUACCCCGUACCUCAAGCACAAUAUGCAGGUCCGUACUACACCACUGGAUCGGCAUAUGGACCCUACAACUAUUGAGAACAAUGACGAGAUGACUCAUUCACUACCAAAUCAUCUAUAGAGAUUUGAACAACGUGCCAUAAGCCAAACUGAAAAUGAAAAGUUCCGCAAUUUCAUCGGUUUAUAAAAAUUGUAUUUAUGUUCCAGCGGAAAGUUUGGCUUCAUGGCAACAAGUAUUUGUUCAAUUGUGCCAAGUGUUCAUUAGUGAAAUAAACUGUUGUUUUCUCGAGAACGCUCUUGAACUUUUUUACUUCUGAUCUACCCAAAAUUCUAGUUUUUAGAUAGCAGAAUACGGCAUCUUGAAUUGUGUAUAUCUUGGAUUAGAUCUGAGAACACAUUCUUAUUUAUACAAAACACUCUUCAUCAGUUAAGAAAUAUCAUAUUUAUAGCUAUUUUUAAUGAUGCAAUAUUUUGUAUAUACAAAUUUGAGCAAAAAAAUUUUUAGCCUUAUUGAAUUUUUGUUUAUUUUCACAGGAUGUAAGAAUAAUUUUAUCCAGUAUUUGUAUGGCAUCUUUAAUCGAUUUGUAUUUGUACCUUAUCAUCAUUAGAUUGACUAUUAAUAAUGUACUGAAUUAAUUAUGUAUGUGCAUGUAGGAAGCUGAACUAUAAUGAAUUCAUUAUUUGUAAUUUAUCCAAUCGAGUAAGAUUUCUGAAUACAUUUUCCGUAAAAAGGU
Messenger RNA from Coccinella septempunctata (seven-spotted ladybird), 1782 nucleotides. RefSeq lists its product as uncharacterized. The coding region runs from base 248 to 1126 and encodes 292 amino acids. The record is from RefSeq and is a predicted model, not a curated record. The transcript has 7 exons. Lineage: Eukaryota; Metazoa; Arthropoda; Insecta; Coleoptera; Coccinellidae. Gene Ontology annotation, cellular component: membrane.